Molecule: messenger RNA, 1025 nt
Organism: Arachis ipaensis
Lineage: Eukaryota; Viridiplantae; Streptophyta; Magnoliopsida; Fabales; Fabaceae
Source: RefSeq, a predicted model, not a curated record
UAAAAUAUUAGGUUUCAAACAAAUUUUACCAAACUAAGCCUUUCUCUCCCUCCUCUCUCCUCUUCACUGCUGCUCCGUCGUCCCUGCUAGCUUCUGCUUCACGCCUUGUCGUUCUUCUCUUCCUUCUUCGCUCAUCCAACUUCCGUUCGACCACAGUUGGACCAUUGAACUUCUAAACGAGUCCCUUGAGUCCGAUUCUCAGAAGUUUGCAUAUAAUGGCUAUCCCUAAGAAGAAUUCUAUACUAGAGCAAAUGCUAUUGCCAGAUCUUAACCAUCAACCUUUUGCCAUCCACUAUCCAAAGCUUGAUGUAGAUUUUGAACUCAAAGAUGGUUUUAUCCGUCUUUUACCAAAAUUUCAUGGAAGGGACAAUGAAGAUCCGCACAAGCAUCUUAAGGAAUUCCACAUGCUUUGUUGCACAAUGGUACUCCGAGGCGUCAAUGAAGACCAGAUUAAGCUACGCGCAUUUCCUUUGUCUCUUGAAGGUGUAGCAAAAGAUUGGCUCCUGUAUCUUCCAGAUGGAGUGGUGCAAAGUUGGGUCGAUCUCAAGAAACUGUUUCUUCUGAAAUUCUUUCCUGCUUCAAGGGCCAUAGCCAUAACUAAGGCCCUUAUUCACAUUAAGCAAUCACAAGGUGAAGAUCUUUACAACUAUUUCGAAAGGUUCAACAGAUUAAUUGCUAGCUACCCUAACCUCCCAAUGUCGGAACACGCCCUCAUCGAACAAUUCUACGAGGGAUUGCUAGACGAGGAAAGGAUGGGGAUUGAUGUUGCAAGUGGAGGGGCAUUGAGAAAAAAAACACCAGAGGAAGCACGAGAAGUGAUAGCCACUAUGGCUGAGAAUCGUCAUCAUUUUGGUAACCUUUCACUAGGAUAGUUUUAGUAUUUUGAGUUCUCUUUCUCUCUUAAGUCUGACAACAAUUUCUUGCACUUUCCUUUUGUAAAUUUCUGCCAUUUACUUUUUUGCAAGUUCUUUGUUCUUAGUGACUUUUCUCAUGAUAUUUCAAUUUUCAUAUAGUUCCGCAACUAA